Molecule: messenger RNA, 1095 nt
Organism: Rhagoletis pomonella (apple maggot)
Lineage: Eukaryota; Metazoa; Arthropoda; Insecta; Diptera; Tephritidae
Exons: 1
Coding region: 1-1095 (364 amino acids)
Source: RefSeq, a predicted model, not a curated record
AUGUCGCCUAACCGAAUCAAUAACGGAGCUCCGCAAGACAUGGCUCAAGGGCAAACGCCAAUAACCGAAACGCCCGGUUCGCAACAACAAGGUACAUCAGUGCUUUUAGGGCAACAGCAGCAUGGCGCACCGCUACCGCCAGUACCACAACACCGACUGUUGGUUCAGCAACAACAGCAACAAAGCGCAAACUUACCGUUGGGUCAACAGCAGUCAUUGGUCCAACAACAACAGCAAAGUGCACAUCUUCAACAGCAGCCAAUGCAAAACGAAUUUCAUGCGCGAAUUCCAAUGCCACGCAUUACACCCAACGACAUGGAUGCCUGGUUCACAUCAGUCGAUUACUGGUUCAGAGCAUGCAAUAUGCGAAGCGAUGCUCAACGAUACUACCACGUAAUGGCAACGCUGGACCCGCUCACUCUACCUACUAUUGGACAAAUCUGCAGAAACGCCGAAAAUCCCCAACGUGUGCUUAGCACCGGAGUAGGCAUGUACGAGUAUUUAAAACGUGAAUUAUUAAAAUACUUCGGGGAAAGUCAGCAGCGCAGAAUCCAGCGCUUGCUCGAAGAAAUGGUGCUGGGCAAUCAACGACCCAGUCAGCUGUACAACGCCAUGCUACGUGUAGCAGGAAAUUCCUUUUCCGAAGAUGCGCUUCGUGCAAUGUGGAUCCAACGUUUGCCAGAACUCGUUCGUGCAUCCAUAAUUGCACGAGAAGGCCCAAUAGACGUACAGAUAGCAGUUGCCGACGCAGUAAUGGAGACGGUAUCCCAGCGUCAAGUUUGUGCUAUCUCGGAAACAUCGGCGUCAACUGCUCCGUCAACAGAGGUAGCAACUACGUUGGCGAAAAUCACAAGCGCCAUUCAUCAAUUGCAAAAAAGGUUCGACGAUUUGAAUACUCGAGGGCGCAGUCAUCGUCGCAAUCCUCAACGCACCCGUUCACGCAGCCGUCGCAGCAGCAGUCAGCGUUCUGAGCCGCCAAAUUCUCAGGAUUGUUGGUAUCACCAAACAUUUGGGGACGCAGCAACUCGCUGCCGCAGCCCCUGCGGUCGACGCCAACGAGGUGGGGCCGAGCAUGAGAGCAGCAGGCGAGAUUGA